GGGCCAGCGCUGGAGACUGACCGGCGCCUAGGCACGCCACUGCGCAAGCGCGGGGGUGGGCGGAAGACUGCAAUGCGCGUGCGUUGGUUUAGACAACUGGGACGGCGCGUGCGUACAUCGCGCUCGUUCAUUCUACCGAGCAUGCGCAACAUUGGGCUGAGUGCACGUGAUUACGCAUGCGCGUUUGCCCCCCCCGCCCUUUGGCUUACGAUGCGCAUGCGCAGCGCCGGGUGUUUGUUAAACCAGGCGGUGCUACAGGACUUUUCCUAGCCCCGCCCCUCCCCUGUUGCGCAUGCGGUUCGCUCCUCCCAGACGGACCGGGGCGUCUACGCGCAUGCGCGGACCUUCCCGGCGCUCAGUGCGCAUGCUCGGUGCCAGCUCCCCGUUAAAGGGCCAGCGCCGCUAUUUCCCUGCCGGGGCGGGGGCGCAGCCAUGUGGCUCCCCCUGCUGGGGCUGCUGCUGCUCGGGGCGCUGGGGCAGGGGGCGGGGCAGGAGGAGGAGGACGAGAGGCGGCCCACCCCCUGCGAAGUGUGCAAGUACCUGAGCCUGGAGCUGCAGGAGACUCUGGCACAGAGCGGCCGCUCCAAGGAGGUGCUGGAGCUGGGGCAGGUGCUGGACUCUGGCAAGCGGAAGAGACGCAUCCAGUACAACACCUCGGAAACCCGGCUGGCCGAGGCCCUAGAAACCGUGUGUGAGCGAUUCCUGCAUUACAGCGUCCAUGCCGAGCGCCCGGGCAGCCUGCGCUAUGCCAAGGGUCAGAGCCAGACCAUGAACACCCUGAAGAACCUGGCGAACAAGGGGGUGAAGGUGGAUCUGGGGAUCCCCCUGGAGCUCUGGGACGAGCCAUCGGUGGAGGUGACGCAGCUGAAGCAGCAGUGCGAGACGAUGCUGGAGCAGUUCGAGGCCGUGCUGGAGGACUGGUACUUCCACCACCAGGAGACGGCGCUGGGCGCCUUCCUGUGCGAAGGGCACGUGCUGGCGGCCGGGGAGAGAGGGCGUCUAAACGAGGUCUUUCUCCAUGUAAGAAGACGAAAGGCAGUCAGCUGUCACAGUCCUGACGAUAACUGCCCCUGUGACUGA
This is a messenger RNA of Chelonoidis abingdonii (Abingdon island giant tortoise), 1080 nucleotides long. It is a transcript of the gene CNPY4, whose product is annotated as canopy FGF signaling regulator 4. The record is from RefSeq and is a predicted model, not a curated record. Lineage: Eukaryota; Metazoa; Chordata; Testudines; Testudinidae.